Molecule: messenger RNA, 780 nt
Organism: Ornithorhynchus anatinus (platypus)
Lineage: Eukaryota; Metazoa; Chordata; Mammalia; Monotremata; Ornithorhynchidae
Gene: LRRC3C
Product: leucine rich repeat containing 3C
Exons: 1
Coding region: 1-780 (259 amino acids)
Cellular component (GO): voltage-gated potassium channel complex
Molecular function (GO): potassium channel activator activity; transmembrane transporter binding; voltage-gated potassium channel activity
Source: RefSeq, a predicted model, not a curated record
AUGCUCCAUGCUGCCAGACACCUCCUCCUCCUCCUCCUCCGCCUCUUGGCGUUGGGCACGGGGGGCUCCCCGACAAGUCCCACACCCACUUGGACCCCUGCCCGAGGCUGCUACCGGGCAGAGGAGGACGGCGAGCCAACUUUCCGCUGCAGCUACGCGGGCCUCGGUGCCAUCCCCGAAGGCAUCCCCAACGACACCCGCAAACUCUUCCUGGAUGCCAAUCAGCUGGGGGAGGUGCCCGCGGGGGCCUUUGAGCAUCUGCCCGUGCUGUCUGAGCUGGACCUCUCCCACAACGCCAUCGCCCGCCUCUCCGGUGCCGCGUUCCGGGGCCUGGAGGGCAGCCUGCGCCUCCUCGACCUCUCUGCCAACCUGCUGGCCGCGGUGCCCGCCGAGGCCUUCUCGGGGCUGCGGGCCGCCACCAACCUGUCCGCCAACCCCUGGCGCUGCGACUGUGCCCUGCAGCGGCUGCUCCGGGGGAUGAAGCUGGCGGAGGGCACGGGAGCGGGCAUCGUGUGCGCCACGGCCGACCGGCCUGAGCUCGUGGGGCGGCAGGUCCUGGGCCUGGAGGGCGAGGCCGGGCCUUGCGGGGCACGGCAGGGGAGGAGGGGCACGGAUGCCGCCCUGCUGGUGACAGUGGGUGGGUGGUUGGCACUGGUGGGUGUCUCCCUGGCCCGCUACGUGCGGCGGAACCACGAGGAGGUCCGGUGGCCCCGCUGCCCCCCACCGCAGGCUGGCUCGGAGGAGUCGUCCACCCUCAGCACGGCUCUCACCGCACUUUGA